This is a messenger RNA of Gadus macrocephalus (Pacific cod), 1366 nucleotides long. Its product is annotated as B-cell receptor CD22-like. The transcript has 7 exons. The record is from RefSeq and is a predicted model, not a curated record. Lineage: Eukaryota; Metazoa; Chordata; Actinopteri; Gadiformes; Gadidae. Bases 101 to 1069 code for a protein of 322 amino acids.
GAAGCUACAUGUGAGGACAUUUCCUGUAGCCUUUCACAAUCAGCCAAUCAGCCCUCCCCCUGUCCAAGUGGUGUUAACAACCAGACACAGAGAGGAAGCUAUGGAGCAGAUGAAGAUGAAUCCAUGGACCCUCUCUGUGCUCCUGCUGCUAGCUGGGCCGCUGGGGGCGGACCCUGACUGGCACGUGGAGUACCCUGACUCCUUCUGCGUGGUGGAGGGCUCCACCGCCACCAUCCCCUGCAGCUUCACCCUCCCCGCGGGGCUCCGGGUGGAGCGGGUGGUCUGGUGCCCCAAUCACCCGAUCUGCCACCUCACCACGCCCAACGUGUACAACAGCAGCAACCUCCGGGCCGACAGCAGGUUCCGGUACCUGGGGGACCUCGUCGGGAACUGCACCUUAAAGAUCAUCAAGACGGAGAAACAGGACGCUGCAACGUACCGCUUCCGCUUCAGGACCAACGGCGGAGGGUGGACCGGACAGAAAGGAGUCAGAGUCAACGUCACUGACGGAGAGGAUGUGAAGGUCAGAAGCUCCGUCACUGACCAUGUGGUGAAAGAGGGCGGUCAGGUCACACUCACCUGUACCUCAGCCUGCUCCUUCCACCAAUUGGACGUCCACUGGUACAGAAACGGCCACAACCUAUCAGAGACAGGCCCCGCCCUCCACCUCAGCUCUCUGACCAAUGACAACACAGGGAAUUACACCUGCUCUCUGGACUCCAGUGGGCAGAAGACCUCUGCGCCUUGGAGUCUAUUGGUGUUGGUAGAUGAAGGAAAACCUGAGUCUGGCAGUAACCAGUCUGGCAGUGUCUGGCUCCUGUCAGUGUCGGUGGUGUUGGUGCUGCUGGCUGUGUUCCUUCUCCUCCUGGCUGGGGUUGUCUUUGCUAAAAGGAGACAUGCACAAAAGAAGGCAUCAGAGGUGAUUCAAAAACAGGAGGUGGACUGUAAACAGGAAGCGGUGGGAGAUUCAGAGGAAGUCAACUAUGCAACCGUCCACUUCAAACCAAGCUCCUCAAGGUCAGCCCCUGGACCGGAACAUGAGAUCGUCUACAGCGAGGUCGUUCGCUGAACCAAACUCAAGCAGCGACUUCUCUUCCUCCUCCAGUGAUGACCGAGAUAAGGGAACACUGACGUCAUCAUGGAUGAGUCAUGUUCUUUUUCAGUUCCUAUUUCUGAUUGUAACAUUUCUGAAGAUUUCAGUGUUUCAUAAUUUUAUGCAUUUGAGUUUUCUGUUUAUUGUAUCUUGUUGUUUAUUCUGAAUAUACUCAAGGUUGUCUGAAUAACGGUGAGGUUUGUAAAGACUGGUUCUUCUCCAUUCUGCUCCUGAUGACUAGGCUACGUUUCAAAAAAAAACUUCCCAACUUAG